Messenger RNA from Dovyalis caffra, 1557 nucleotides. Lineage: Eukaryota; Viridiplantae; Streptophyta; Magnoliopsida; Malpighiales; Salicaceae. The record is from the annotation of a GenBank genome assembly.
AUGGAAGAUGGUGCCUUCAGGACAAAUUCAAUAUUCAGGACCUCCUCAGACACUUUCAUGGACUUGAAUGUCACGGAUGAAUUCUUGGUUCAAGGAUAUUGGUGGGAGAGCACUGCUGGAGUCAACUUUCUGGAGCCUGAACCUUCCACCGCGAAUGUUCUGUGUAACCCUUCACAAUAUGUGCCUUUUAUGGGUUCUGGUCAUUUGAGUAUAAACUCACACCAUCUGACCGAUCAAGAAGAAGCAGACACCUCCCUUGAAAACCCACCUGUAGUUUAUCGUGAAACCGAGGAACAUGUAGUUGAGACCAUCACAUCUCCAGUACACUCUGAAGGUUCUCAACUUGAAAGUGGUGCAUUCGUCCCAGAAUUCUGUGAAUCAUGGGAGUGUCCGAAACAAGAACCUGAGGAAGAAGAGAUGUUCCAAGAGACAACUGACUGGGAUAACAAUGAUUUAGACCAGUACCAAGAGCAGGAAUUUUCAGACUUUGGCCAGCUUCAACAAAAUCCUGAACACUGUACUGUUGAAAGUGGCAGAGACUCUUAUGUUCCUUGGAGUCAAUUAGUAGGCAGCCGAAAAUCAGGCAAGAAGAAGACCAAGACAGAGAAGACAAUCAGCCUACAAGUUCUUCGAAAAUACUUUGCCGGGAGCCUUAAAGAUGCUGCUAAGAGUAUAGGUGUUUGCCCCACCACUCUGAAAAGGAUAUGCAGGCAAUAUGGUAUCAACCGUUGGCCUUCUCGAAAAAUCAAGAAGGUUAACCACUCUUUGAGGAAACUCCAACUUGUAGUUGACUCUGUCAUGGGAGCUCAAGGUCUCAUUGAAAUUGAUUCCUUUUAUACUGCCUUCCCAGAAUUGAACUCCCCUAACGAUUCUGGGCAUAAUCCUUUUUCAUCAUUCAAGAUAGCUGACUAUCCCAAGGAAUCAAACCCAAAACCAAAAAGUCAAAUGUUCAGCCCUAAAGGGCCUGAUUCAAAAUCCCGGUCCUCUUCGAUCAGUCAGAAUUCUGGUUUGAGCAUCUGUCAUGGCAAAAAGCAGUCCACCAGCACCAUCGAUGGCUUGAGCACCGUACAUGCUUUAGUUGUAGAAGACCCUGUUGAGGUGCUGAAGAGAACUUGCGGUAAAGCAGAAUUACAUUCCUUGAAUCAGGAGGAACUUGCUAGAGCCAAAAGCCAUGAGACAUUAGGCCAGCAUCAAAAUCUGGAGACACAACCACCCCUACCAAUAAGGAAUAGCCAGAGUUUACAAGAUGGAGGCGCCCUCAGAAUUAAAGCCACUUUCGGAUAUGAAAACAUCCGUUUCAGCUUGCAACCAAAUUGGGGUUUCAUGGACUUGCAACGAGAGAUUGCAAAGCGUUUUGAUAUAGAUGAUUUCAGCAAAAUUGGUCUCAAGUAUUUGGACAAUGAUCACGAGUCAGUUCUUUUGACUUGUGAUGCUGAUCUUGAGGAGUGUAAAGAUUUGCUUGACUGUUCUCAAAGUCGCACCAUCAAAAUAACCCUCUAUGUGGUUUCCAAACCAAAUCUAGGAAGUUCAUCCAGAAGCAGCAGAGACUUGUUCUAA